AUGGUUGCUAAAAAGUUGAUUUCCUUUGUUGCCUUUGUGAUGCUGAUUACCUUACUGGAGCAGAUCAAAUCAGGAGUCCAUGCAGGGCGAAUGACAAAACCUAAAAAGGCAGGCCGAGUUACAGUGAUCCAUACAGGUCCUCGUGUUAGGAAGCUCAAGAAAAAAGUGGAAGAAUUGAAAAAGAAACUCGCCUCUAUGGAGCCUUGUGAACGUAAGAAACAUUUUACUUCACAGUAUUAUUCUCUUUAACCAAGUAACCUAAAAACAAAUUAGACUUUAUAUCCUUUCUUUGCGCACAUACACUGGAAUCAAAGGUGAUUUUAGGUGACAUGGAAUCAAUCGGGCCACUGUAAAUUAUGGGUUCUAGCUAUAAUUUAACAAGCUAUUCCAUAAUAACAUUCUUUAACUUUGCUAUAAUAAUUCACAUGCAGAUUGUUAGCAGUCUGAGAAGGUCUCUUACAUCAGCAAAUGCAAUAAACAAAAUAAAUAUAUGCAUGAAACAGAUCAUUGCUGGUCCCGUAAAGAAUUAGAAUGGCGAUCCCGCAACACUAGCCGCGGCACAAAUUAACAAAAUUACACAGUUAAGAUGACCUCUCCCUUCUAGAAUUAACCAUCUAGUUAGCACAUAAGAUUUAAAUAGCAUGAUCUGUGGUAUCAAACAAGGUGUACCCCAGCCUCCACCGAAUUUGUUUUAUAUUCCGUAUACACCUGUAGUGGGGAUUUAUUGAAUAUAGUUGGGAUACUAAACAAGGAAGGAAAACUCAACUUUUAAUCAACCUUUGUUUUAAUUUCCCUUAAAAAAGGACUCUUUUUUAAUUUAAAAAAAAAAACAACAUAAAAUUGUGGCUGAGUAAAACAAAGUGGGCCCAGGACUCCACCGGUAACAACACCAGUUUCAGUUUUCAAACGAGUUUAACUUUAUUAAAAAACAAAACAAAGCAAAACUCCUCGCAAGCCUCGCAUCUGCAAACAUUAAUCUCACUACGCUGGGUUACCUGAGAUUUUCUAAAUUUGCAGUAUGGCAUGUUCCUAUUUUAUAGCUUGUGAGUCAGCCAAAACAGAGGGUUUCUUGUUUGAAAGUCCUACAACAACUGACUACCUUGAAGUUGAAGUUGAAGGCUUGAAUGAGCGAUUGGAUGAAUUAACUUCAUGUACCUGGGUCAAAUUUAAAGAUUCUUUUUGUUUUCUGAGACUGUUGUCUGCACUCUUGGCUAUCAGUUUUGCUUGGGCCGACGAUCUGACAAGCUUUACAUGGAAAUGGGAGGUGCAUACAGGUAAUGAAAAAUGUUUGUUGUGGUCUUAA
Molecule: messenger RNA, 1303 nt
Organism: Porites evermanni
Lineage: Eukaryota; Metazoa; Cnidaria; Anthozoa; Scleractinia; Poritidae
Source: the annotation of a GenBank genome assembly